Molecule: messenger RNA, 1212 nt
Organism: Sclerotinia sclerotiorum 1980 UF-70
Lineage: Eukaryota; Fungi; Ascomycota; Leotiomycetes; Helotiales; Sclerotiniaceae
Product: pyruvate dehydrogenase E1 component beta subunit
Exons: 3
Coding region: 1-1212 (403 amino acids)
Biological process (GO): response to nutrient; branched-chain amino acid catabolic process
Molecular function (GO): catalytic activity
Source: RefSeq, a predicted model, not a curated record
AUGCGAAUAACUUCAAGAUUAUCGACUUCCUUGGUCAGCUCGAUCAAACCUUUGAAACCUUUAGGAAAUAUCCACAAUUCGAAACUCCCAAGAGCAUAUUCGACUUAUCCUCCGCAAGCAAAGCUUAACAAGGCAAUUGAUUAUGGAUCAACGACAAUGUUAUGCCAUAGCACAUCAAGUGCAUUACAAAAUCCCGAAUUUCCACCAGAAAUACGAAAUGGUACCACAAAACGAAUGAACCUAUUUCAAUCCAUUAACGAUGCGUUAUCUUUGGCAUUAUCUAAAGAUGAAACAACUAUGGUUUUUGGAGAAGAUGUAGGAUUUGGAGGCGUUUUUCGUUGCAGUACUGGACUUGCAGAACAAUAUGGAUCAGAAAGGGUAUUCAAUACACCAUUAUGCGAACAAGGAAUUAUAGGAUUUGCGAUUGGGGCAGCUGCAGAGGGUAUGAAAGCUGUUGCUGAAAUUCAGUUUGCAGAUUAUGUAUACCCAGCCUUUGAUCAAUUGGUCAAUGAGGCAGCAAAGUGGAGAUAUAGAGAUGGAGAAUAUGGAAGAGGAUUGGGUGGACUCACUGUUAGAAUGCCGUGCGGAGCAGUAGGACAUGGUGCUUUAUAUCAUUCCCAGUCUCCGGAAUCUCUAUUUACACAUAUUCCUGGCCUUCGAGUCAUAAUGCCACGAUCACCUAUUCAAGCAAAGGGUCUACUUCUAUCUGCUAUACAAAGUUCAGAUCCAUGUAUCUUUAUGGAACCUAAAGCAUUGUACCGUGCAGCUGUUGAACAAGUCCCAAUAGACGCCUACACAUUGCCUCUUUCCGUCGCAGAAAUUGUCAAGCCCGGGAAAGAUUUAACUUUAAUCUCUUACGGUCACCCUAUGUAUACAUGUUCCGCUGCAUUAGAAGCAGCAGAACGAGAUCUCGGAAUCAGUGUUGAGUUGAUUGAUUUGCGGACAGUAUAUCCAUGGGAUAAAGAAACAGUGUUGAAGAGUGUAAGAAAGACUGGAAGGUGUGUAGUAGUACAUGAAAGUAUGGUAAAUGCUGGAAUUGGUGCGGAAGUUGCUGCAAGUAUACAGGAAGAUAAGGAGACAUUUUUGAGAAUGGAGGCACCAGUUGCUAGAGUUGCUGGCUGGGGAAUACAUAUGCCACUAAUGUUUGAGAAGUUCAACGUACCAGACGUUACUAGGGUUUAUGACGCUAUUAAGAAGUCUAUCCGGUACUAG